GCGGGGCCAAGCAGCCGGCGGCCGAGCCAGGCCCCGCUCCGCCCCUUGGGGCUCUCCCCGGGGAAGGGCCUCGGAGGCUUCCAACGCAUUCCGGCUGCGGAGAGCGUAGCCGCCCAGCCUCCCGCGGGAGCCCGACUCCCGCCCCGCAGCUCGCGUCUGCGGCUCCAGGGGUGGCGGGAGCAGGGGGCGUCGCGCUGGCCCCGCCCCAGCCCUCGGAGGAAGAGGGGGUCGCUCCCUGCCAGUGGGAGGGGUCGCGGCCCGCGUUCCCCCUCCCCACCCACCGGCCCCCGGGUUAAAUGCGGCCGCCGCCUCCGCCCGCUCCAGCUGCCUGGCCGUCCCCACCUCGGGCACACUGCCCGCGCCGGUACCUGGUCCAACUGCCCGGGAGGCUCCGCCCGUCGGCUCCGCUCUGCGGCCGCGCCUCUGAGCUGUCCGGCAGGCUCAGGCUCCAACACCUCCGUUCUGUGUUGGCUGAGCGCCAUGAGGGGGCUUCUAUAUUCGCUGCUGCCCCUGUUGCUGCUCCUUCUCCAGCCUUGGGAAACCCAACUGCAGUUCGCAGGUCCCAGGUGCAGUACUGGGCCCCUGGAUUUGGUGUUUGUGAUUGACAGCUCGCGCAGCGUGCGCCCCUUCGAGUUCGAGACUAUGAGGCAGUUCCUGGUAGGCCUUCUCCGCAGCUUGGACGUGGGGCCUAACGCCACUCGCGUCGGCGUGAUCCAGUAUUCGAGUCAAGUGCAGAGCGUCUUCCCGCUCCGAGCCUUCUCGCGCCGCGAGGAUAUGGAGCGCGCCAUCCGCGCUCUGGUGCCGCUGGCGCAGGGCACCAUGACCGGGCUGGCGAUCCAGUACGCCAUGAAUGUGGCCUUCAGCGUGGCCGAGGGCGCGCGCCCGCCGGAGGCGCGCGUGCCUCGCGUGGCCGUCAUCGUGACCGACGGGCGGCCCCAGGAUCGCGUGGCAGAGGUGGCCGCUCAGGCGCGCGCCCGCGGCAUCGAGAUCUACGCCGUGGGGGUGCAGCGCGCCGACGUGGGCUCCCUGCGCGCCAUGGCGUCCCCCCCGCUGAACGAGCACGUCUUCCUCGUCGAGUCCUUCGACCUUAUCCAGGAGUUCGGCCGGCAGUUCCAGGGCCGGUUGUGUCGAAAGGACCUGUGUGCUCAGGGGGCACACGGCUGCCAGCACCAAUGUGUCAGCGCCCCGGGCACCUUCCACUGUGCCUGCAACCCUGGCUAUCAGCUAGCAGCAGAUAACAAGAGCUGUGUGGCCCUUGACCUCUGCACCGAAAGGGACCGUGGCUGUGGGCAUCACUGCGUCCGCAUCCCUGGCUCCUAUUUCUGUCGGUGCCGAGCUGGCUUUGUACUCCGGCAGGACCAGAGGAGCUGCAGGGCCAUUGACCACUGCAGCUUCGGGAACCACAGCUGCCAGCACGACUGUGUUAGCACUUUCGGUGGGCCACAGUGCCGCUGCAGAGAGGGCUAUGACUUGCUGCCCGAUGGGAGGAGCUGUCAAGCCCGGGAUCUUUGCAAUGGCGUGGACCAUGGAUGUGAGUUCCAGUGUGUGAGUGAGGGCUUCUCCUACCGCUGCAUGUGUCCUGAGGGGCGGCAGCUCCAGGCAGAUGGCAAGAGCUGCAGCCGGUGCCGGGAAGGCCACGUGGACCUGGUUCUGCUCGUUGACGGCUCCAAGAGCGUGCGCCCGCAGAACUUCGAGCUGGUGAAACGCUUCGUGAACCAGAUCGUGGACUUCCUGGACGUGUCCCCCGAGGGCACGCGCGUGGGGCUAGUGCAGUUUUCCAGCCGCGUGCGCACCGAGUUCCCGCUGGGCCGCUAUGGCACCGCGGCCGAGGUGAAGCAGGCGGUGCUGGCCGUGGAGUACAUGGAGCGCGGCACCAUGACCGGGCUGGCCCUGCGCCAUAUGGUGGAGCACAGCUUCUCCGAGGCGCAGGGCGCGCGGCCCCGGGCGCUCAACGUGCCCCGCGUGGGCUUGGUCUUCACCGACGGCCGCUCCCAGGAUAACAUCUCCGUGUGGGCGGCGCGCGCCAAGGAGGAAGGCAUCGUCAUGUACGCCGUGGGCGUGGGCAAGGCCGUGGAGGAAGAACUGCGAGAGAUCGCCUCGGAGCCAGCCGAGCUGCACGUGUCCUACUCCCCGGACUUCAGCACCAUGACGCACCUGCUGGAGAACCUCAAAGGCAGCAUCUGCCCGGAGGAGGGCAUCGGCGCGGGGACAGAGCUUCGGAGCCCCUGCGAAUGCGAAAGCCUCGUGGAGUUCCAGGGCCGCACGCUGGGGGCGCUCGAGAGUCUGUCGCAGAAGCUGGCCCAGCUGACCGCACGCCUGGAGGAUCUGGAGAACCAGCUGGCUACCCAGAAGUGAGGGCCGCUGGUGGCCCGGACCCGGGCAAGGAACGCGGCCCCGCGGACAGCCCCAGCCCUCUACCCCCGCUCCGGGGGCGCCGUCGGGGCGCCAGGCCCGGACAGAACCUGGGUCCUCGCGGGCUUGGGCUGUCGCGGGGGAGGCGCUGGCGGGCUCCCAGCGCUGCUGUCGAGCUGGGCUCGCCCGGACCAGAAGUCGGACUGCGGGGAGGGGUCGAGGGAGGGGAUGUGGAAGACGCGUGCUGCGCUCAGUUCUUUGUAGGAUUUCUUUUUUUGUUUUCUUUUUCUUAAAAAAAGAAGAAAAAAAAAUCUGGUUUCCACGG
Cervus elaphus (red deer) is the source of this 2677-nucleotide messenger RNA. RefSeq names its product matrilin 4 (gene MATN4). The transcript is spliced from 11 exons. Gene Ontology annotation, molecular function: calcium ion binding. NCBI's taxonomy places the organism in Eukaryota, Metazoa, Chordata, Mammalia, Artiodactyla, Cervidae. The coding region runs from base 481 to 2355 and encodes 624 amino acids. The record is from RefSeq and is a predicted model, not a curated record.